AAGGAGGCAGACGAUGAUGAUGAUGGAGGAGGAUCGGAGGAGUUGAGCUUCUCUCUGGACUAAAUCUCUCAAUCAGAUCAACAACGAGCUGCAGAGGAACCACAAACCAGCAGAGAACCACAAACCAGCAGAGGAACCACAAACCUGUAGAGGAACCACAAACCUGUAGAGGAACCACAAACCAGCAGAGGAACCACAAACCAGCAGAGGAACCACAAACCUGUAGAGGAACCACAAACCAGCAGAGGAACCACAAACCUGUAGAGGAACCAGAGCAGAAGGUGUCUUCUUGUCUUCUCUGAACCUGGAGGAUAACUCCACAGCUGACUGAUGGACGGAGAUCUCUGCUGAUGUUUCCUCCUGAUGCUCAGAAGUCUCGUUCUUCUUUGCUGUUCCUUCUGAACUGAUCUGAAUCUUCUUGCUGCUGAAGAUGGAGGUGAUCCUGAGGACUUCUUCUCUGCUGCUGCUGCUCUUCUCUCUUCUUCUCCGUCCUUCAGCCUCCUCCUCCGGCUUCGACCAGGCCGCCCAGCCCCGCUUCCUGUGCACCCCGGUCCCCGUGGACGCCGACCCGUCCUGCUUCCCUGCGGCGGCGGGGCAUCAGAGCGCCCCCCCUGCUGGCUGGUGGGGGGCGAGCGAGGAGGCCAAGGCCACCAUCCUGGCGCUGAGGGAGAGCCUGGUGCAGCAGAAGGAGACCAUCCUGGACCAGAGGGAGACCAUCCGGGAGCUCACCGCCAAGCUGGGCCUGUGUGAGGGCUUCGGCCACGACCGGCUGCACGCCGCGCCGCCGCACCACGGCCCCUUCCCUGACGACGGCCGCCACGGCAACCAGAAGGGUCACCAUGGAAACCUGAUACCAGACGCGCCGACGCACUACAGCGGUACGCGGGCUGACGCGGGAAACCAGCGGACGAAGGAGAAACAGCCGACGACACCCGGAGACAUUUCAUCAUCACCGGAACAGAUGGAGAGAAUGCUGCAGGCCCUGAAGGAGAGGCUGGACAACCUGCAGAAGAGGAACUCUUCCACCACCUACUCUAGCUCCCUGAAGGAGCUUCUGCAGAGGAAGAUCAGCGCUCUGGAGGACCAGCUGCAUCACCACAGCGCCACCCUCAGCGACCCCGGUCACCACGGAGAUGACGGAGACCACCAAGAUCACCAUGACGAUGAUGGACACCAUGACGGACACCACGACGACCACCACGAAGACGAACACCAUGACAACCACCAAGGCGACCAUGACGACGGACACCACGACGAUCACCAAGGCGACCAUGACGACGGACACCACAACGACGACGAUGGCGAACACCACGACGACCACUCAGAUCACUAUGACGACAGCCGCAACGACGACCACCAGGACACAGAUGGUGACCAUGACAACGGCCACCGCCACGACGACGACAGUGCAGAUCACCAUAGCAACGAAGUAGACAGCAGCCACAGCUACCUUCCACACACCGGAUACAGAACAUCAGGACCAAGGUCCAACAAACUGGAGACGAUGCUGAAUCAGCUUUACCUCACAGGUUCUAGCAGGAAGAAGCCUCAGAGUCCGGACGCCUUCCAGAUCAGCUUCCCGAUGAGGACCAACUACAUGUACGGCCGUCUGAAGAGGACGCUGCUGCAGGAGAUCUUCGCUCUGACUCUGUGUUUGCGGAUGAAGGCCGGAGCUGGACCUGGACUGGGAACCCCGUUCUCCUACUCGGCCCCGGGACAAUCCAACGAGCUGGUUCUGAUCGAGUGGGGCAACAACCCCUUGGAGCUGCUCAUCGACGACCAGACGGUGACGCUGCCGCUGUCUCUGAGCGAUGGGAAGUGGCAUCACAUCUGUGUGAGUUGGUCGACCCGGGACGGCCACUGGGAGGCCUACCAGGAUGGAGUCCAGAGGGGCUCCGGGACCAACCUGGCCCCGUGGCACCCAAUCCGACCCGGAGGAGUCUUCAUCCUGGGACAGGAGCAGGAUACCCUCGGAGGACGUUUCGAUGCCACUCAAUCGUUCGUCGGCGAGAUGUCCGACCUCCACAUGUGGUCUCACGUCCUGAGUGCCGCUGACAUCUACGACCUGGCGUCCUGCGGCAGCCACCUGAGGGGUGACAUCAUCGCCUGGGCGGAGUCGGAGGUGGAGCUUCAUGGGGGCGUGGCCAGGUAUCCCUUUGACCCCUGUCACUAAAGGCACCAACGAAGAAGAACAAAGACACUGGAGUCUGUCUGACUUCCUCUUUCUCAGAGUCGAUGCCUUCCUUUGAACCCAAACAGGAACCAGAGACUGAAACUGUUCCUGGAUCAGGUGUUAGCUUUUAGCUCCAGGUGUUUCCUGUUUGUCUGGAUGGGACAUGUCACGCUGAGGACAAUCAGAGCAGAUUCUGUUGUGGUGACAAAUCUUUAGCUUGAUAGAAACUCUGGAUUCUCUUCCUGAAGGUUUCCAUGGAAACAUACAGCUGACCGACCAAAGAAACUAGAAUUUAAUCAACUUUGUGUUUGUGUAUUUAGACAACGUUUGAGUUUCAGAGUUUUGCGUUUUUCUUGACUGUUGCCUCGAUUUUUUUUUUUUUUACCGCAGCAGGAAAUCUGCGACGGACAACUGGGAACUCUUUCUAUUAUUAUUAUUUUUUUUUUACAUGUUCUUUAAUGGACUCGUCACUUUUUCACUGAGUUCAGCUCCUCGCUGUGUUUCGUGCUCUAAAAUCCUGAAUCUGGCCUUGACUGUUUAUUUCUGUAAGUCAGAACUUUGCUGUUGUGUUGAAGUUUUUCUUUCAAAGGUGUGUAAAUAAAAAUUUAAAAGUUA
Amphiprion ocellaris (clown anemonefish) is the source of this 2788-nucleotide messenger RNA. Its product is annotated as neuronal pentraxin-1. NCBI's taxonomy places the organism in Eukaryota, Metazoa, Chordata, Actinopteri, Pomacentridae. Bases 431 to 2173 code for a protein of 580 amino acids. The record is from RefSeq and is a predicted model, not a curated record. The transcript is spliced from 6 exons.